CAGUUUGGAAUGCCGAUGACACCGCGCUCGGUGCACACGACCCCGACUUGCAAAAUAAUUAUUUUAGUUACUCCCCAGAACCAGCGGACGUCGGGUGUCCACGGGACACCACUUGAUCCGCGUUGGUGGUAGACCGGAAUAUAUUUUGGACCGCAUCGCGAGCCGCGAAAGGAAAUAAAAAGUAUCCGCGGGUCCCCUUCGGGGUAGUGAUUCGAAGACUAUCCCCGGAGUGCCGAGUGACACGUUUUGAUUCCAAAAACAAGAAAAAACGAGCCGCAACGGACUGUCUCCAAGCGCUCGUGGCCGCCUUCAAUCAGUACGCUCUUGACACCUAGACCCCCGCGGGGCGGUGGGGGCGGCUACACGUGCCGUAGCAACAGGUUAGAGCCAAAGUGGGUUCAAGUUCAAGGUAACGCGGCAUCGAUUCGUCGGAAUUGAGGUAAUCCGUGUUAUUCCUAUGCGAAGAGUGGAAUUCGGUGGCGGCGGUGGGGGUAAUCCUCACCCCCGACGAAACCCGGAAGAAGAACAACCGAUUUUUAAUUUGCAUGCCCCACUUAAUAAUCGAGCCCAAAUUUUAAGGGCGCUUUUUUCGUGUCUGUGACGUAAGAGGGCGGAAUCGAUUUUCGCCCCGACUGGGUCGCACCACGUGGUUCGUUUUGGACUUUUCUCAGAGGGGAUGACGAUUUUUUUCUUUUUUUUUUUCGAUAUCGUGUUCCAAGGCGCAAAUAUCUUUUCAAAUCUAAUGGAGGGGGGCGACUGUAUUAUUUAAUGUUUGGGAAAAAGACGUCAAAUACAAAAGUUGCUAUUUUUAAGAUAUAUUUUUAUACAUGCAGAAAUCACCCACAGGUGCUUUCUAAUUGAAUGUUGGGGCCAUUUUAAAAAGAACACAGGACAAUUAAUCAUUAAUUUAACAUCGGACUGUAAGAACUCCAGAAAAUGAAGAAUCAAUUUUAAAUUCUAUUGAUGAAAAUCAUGAACUUAUUAUUAAAAAAAUUGGAAAUAAUCUGAAUAUCUCACACGCCUUAAUUUGAAAAAAUAUUUGGGUAGACGAAAAAAAUUUAACAAGUGCAGUGGCGACCUAAGCAGCACGCCACUGAAUUACUGGAAAAAAUAAUGACAUUUGCAUUCAUUUAUGAGGAAAUUUGAUCUUUUAUUUUUUUUUUUAGUCCGGCACACGGUUUUUACUUAAAAAUGAAAACUAAUAUCACUGCGUGCUGUCAAAUUAGUGAUGUUGUUAUGGCCAUACAGAGAAAAAGUUUUUAUUGAUUGAAAAAAAUCCAAAAAUGUUUUUUUUUUUUAAUGACUGGGGAUUAUAAACAUAAUUUUUAUUUUAAUAGAAAUCAGUGGCGUGCCAUCAAUGUCUGAGCCAAUUUUAUGAUCUUAUUUGCUUUAACAAACGUUUCCAAAAUUAAUUAUUUUUCUCUUUCAGUAGAAGGCAUUUUAUAAUAAAAAGAAAGUUUUGCUAAAUCUAUAACUGGUAACUAUCGCUGUCAGUUUUAAACAAACAUUUUGUUUUUUGGUGACGACCAACUUCACAGCCACCUAAGAUAUUAUUUUAUUUUUGAAUGUUGCUUUUCUGUUAAAACCGCAUAUAUCUCAAAAACUAUUAGACAUAUUAUACAAGAAAUGUGCAAAAUUUUUAGGGGAUUUUAUUAAGCGUAUAAUAUACAAUAUAAAAUAUAUAUAACUUUUAUCUAUGGGUGAUUUCUGCAACACCUUCUAUAUAUAAUAUAUCUGGCAAAUAGCUUACUAUUUUUUCAAACAACUUUCAUAUUUUACUUUUUCUCCCAAACGUUAAAUAAAAAAGUUAAAAGGGGGGUGGGGAGAUUAUAAUUGAUCACCAUUGCAUUUAGUUUUCGAAAAAUGAGAAUUUUGUUUAAAAUUAAAUAAUGCCUUAAUAGCGAGCUUAACAACUUAUUUCCAAGGUGUUUUUCAAUAUCAAAAGCCCCAUGAUUAACAAUUUCACAUUUUCGAGGUUAAUUAAAACGAUGUUUAAUGAAUAACUAUAAAUAAAUUCUUAUACGAGCGUAAUUCCGCUUUUUUUUAAAUUUUAACACUAAAAAAACCCUUUGCAUUUAUUUGGCUUAAUGUUCCAGGAUAAAGGAACUUUCCUCUUGAUCUUCAUAGUUUUGGUUGGUUGGUUUUGGUAAUUUUGGUAAUUCUACAUUUAAUUUUGUCUUUUAAUGGAAAGCAACAGACAAAGACAUAUUUGUACAUAAUUUUUUAAUUCUAAAAAACCUCUACUUUUAAUCUUCACAGUUUUUGUUCCUUAAAACUUAAAAUAUUUGAACUAUUGGCAGUACCAAUUUUUUUAUACAUAUUUUAACAUAAACAGUUCAAAAUCCUGGGCGCAUUCUAAUAGUGCUUUGUAAAAUUAUAUAGUAAUAGUUCAUAACAGAAAUUUAAACUUUCAAAUUCGAAAAUAGAAAAAAAUCAUCGAUCCAGUCCAUAAUUUUAAGUGCAUUUUAUGCAUAGGACUUGAGUUUUUUGUCUAAGUGUUUCGAUAUAUAAUACCAAAGAUUUAAUGUAAUAAAAUUCAUCAGAAAAUCACUGCCAGAUCCGAGAAUUAUUAAUUACCGAAAAAAAAAAACACUGCGUCCUGCUAUACGUACAGCUUUUUAAAUUUUAUUAGUUGCCUAGUGGUUUUUAGCUGUUUAGCAAUAUAAUAGUUAAAAAAUACUUUUUUAAGUCCACCCUUUUAUAAAAGAAUCACCCUUAAAUAUUUUGUUCGUGCAAAUAAUAUGACUCAAAUUUUCUUUGUAUUUCUUGCAGCAUUUUCUGGGCUGAGUAUAAAUGUCUUUUUUGUGAUAAAAAAAAACUAAUCAAAUCUAAAUAUAACCAUAAAUAUCAAUAUUUCCAAUCGUGUCGUCUAUUUUCCUUUUAUAACAGAAAAAAGUCCAGAAUGGAGCAUUUGCUUCCCAACUCAAUAUAUUUAUUUAGCACUCGACCAGCACCUCCUAGGAUGUAUCAACAAGAAGAAAGAAGUUAUUCAAGAAAACGAAGAAAGAAGUCCUUACGAUUUCCAAAGAUCUUUCUAUAUUUAGAACUCAAAAUAUUUUUUUCACUUUAUCGGAUGUGUAACUACAGUUAAAUAGUUAUUCUGUCUUGAACUAACUCGAACACAAAUAAGCAAUUUCCAUUUGCUGAAAACCUGUAUGAGUCGAAACAACCGCAAUGAAGGUCAAACCACCUCUAGCACAUCGGGUCUCAGAUGGAUCAACAGUACUGCCUGAGGUGGAAUAAUCACCUCAAAAAUUUGACAGAUGUGCUUACAGACUUUUUAAGGGAUCAAGUACUGUGUGAUGUGACCCUAGCGAGUAAUGGACAGCACCUUUUCAAGGCCCAUCAAAUCGUGUUAUCAGCAUGUUCGCCAUAUUUCGAAACGUUAUUUGUACAAAAUCCGAACAAACACCCUAUAGUUUUCUUGAAAGACGUCAGCCCAGAAGAGGUGAAAGCGCUGCUAGAUUUCAUGUAUAAGGGCGAAGUGAAUGUUUCCCAAAAUUUGCUGCCCAGCUUUUUGAAAACGGCCGAAUCAUUGCAAAUAAGGGGCCUCUCAGAUAGUAACAAUUUGAACCAAAGUGAGGAGAGCGUCGAGCGAUUGCGAAGAGAUCGGGAGAAUCAUAAGCAACAUGAACGCGAUAGUCCCGCCUUGAAAAGGAAAAGGACUGGCUUGAACAACAACUGUGAUAAUGCAUCGAAUUCUGUUGACAGGAGUUCUGACCUCCAGGCGCCCCCUAGAAACUAUUACAACUUUAAUUCUACCACAGUCCCCAGUCCACCUGUCGACAGGGACUGUGGUAUGUCGGAAGUUGGCUCCCCGACAAUUAAACAGGAACCCCUAGGGCAUGACGCGAAUCCCAUAGAAUCGUUUCAUGCAAGGUCGGAAGCUUUACAAUCUACCUCCUUCCCUUCACCUUCCGCCUCUUGGGGGAGACCGGCGCCGUCGCAGCCGCCGCCGCCGCGACCACCUUCCUCCUGUGACGCCGUCACCACCCUCACGCCCCUAACCACUGCACCCUUGCAUCGACACAUAACAUUGAGGCAGUACUUGGACGCCCCGCCCAUAGAGGAUACGUUCCCGGUAGUCGAUUCCGGGUUGAACUUGCGUCCCCUCGCGGCGGCAACGUCGUCGUCGUCGGAAAUGGCCAGUAUUCAGACGUUGCCGUCGUUUUACUCGCGCGCGCCAUUGCCGGUACCUCCGGAACUGAGUUGCAAAAGCAGCUCGUCGCAAGAGUGUUCGGUGAUACAGACAGUGACGACCAGCGUAAGACAUGUAACCGCGGCUCAGCUACCGCCAAAACCUCAGGUAGGUCGGAAAGGCUCGAGGUUCAGGACGUCUUGGCUCGACUCGUACAUAUGGCUUCAGUACGACGAGGCGCAGAACAUCAUGUUUUGCAAGUUUUGCCGGAAAUGGAGCGGUGACAUGCCCGACAUUAGAACAUCGUUCGCCGAGGGCAGCACAAAUUUUCGUCUGGAGAUUGUCAACCAUCACGACAAGUGCAAAGCGCACAGGCUGUGCGUCGCCAGGGAGUACCACUCGGAGAGCGCAAGGGGCGGGAACGCCCAGGAGACGCCAGACGAUACCGGCGAAACAUCUAAAAACGUCGCUGAGCGUCCCGGGGUUUAGUAUCGUCAUUCUAGUCAUUCAAUUGGUUCAUACUACUUUUUUUAAAUUUGAUGCAGUUUUUCCUUGCAUUCGUUUUAAGAAAUAAGCUUCGUCGAUGUACGUCUUCAUUGAUUUGAUCAUAUUUGCAUAAAUUGACAUAUUGCUUUUGUUAUCAACUCAAUCCACUAGGAAUAAUUAACAGAAAGCUAUAAUACAUAUUUAAUUAUAAUAUAAUGCUUGAGUUGUGGUUCUUCAAUAAUGUUGUGUUGUUCAACAUUUCGAUCACAAUGUGGAUAUUUAUCAAGAAUCUAAAAUAAAUAAAAAUAUUGUUAAUGAAUAAAUUUAACAUUUAAAUAAAAUUCGUCAAUAGUUUGACUUGAAUUUAUGUUUACUAUUAUACCUGUUUUAUAAUAAAACAAAUAUCAAAUAAUAAUAUGAUUAAUCAAGAAUAUGUGACAAUAUCAUAAAGAAUUUGCGUGUCAUUGUUUAGAAGUUGAAAGAACUAGAACGGAACUAAAUAAAUAUAAUUUACCUAGAAAAAUAAAACAUUCUAAAUUUGAUAUCAUAGUCUCUCACAAGUGUCACAAAUUAAUUUUUGCUCCAUUAAGUUAUUAAUUAAAUCAAAUCUAUAUUUCAUACCUUAUUUAAAUUACAGAAAUUACAAUUUUAAUAAAAGGCAAUAAUUAUCAAAAAUUUGCAGUUUAAGCACUCAGUUAAAAAAGAAAUAAAUGCUGUAAAUUAUCGAAAAUAUAUUAAUAAUUUAAGUCAGUUAUGUUAAAUUCAAAUUAUGAGAGCCAUCAACCAUCCUGUUUGUCACUGCGACCUAGAGGGUCUGUUAUGACUCUCCAUAGCUAUAGAGCGCCCUCCAGGUUCUUCAUCUCUCUGACGAGACUCCAUAACUUCGACAGUGGUUCCUUAGUGUAGCUCAUUGCUUCUGGUUUGGUUACGCCCAGUAGAUGUAAAGGACUCUCGAUAGGCCUUCACACUGACAUAAUCUGUUUAUGGCUGGUUCCUCCUCUUCUUGGCAAAAUCUGCAUUCCGUAUUUUCUUCCACUCCCAUUAGGCUUAGAUAUCUCUUAAGCCGGCAGUGGACGGUCAGUAGACGUACUAUUAUUCCUACGGCCUUUCUUUUAUAGCUUAGCAGGUCUUUUGUUAAUUUGGCCGAUGGGCCUCUAAGGAAUUCUUUGGCUUGUCACUAUUACCAAAUUUUCUGGUACGAUCAUACAUCUUGACGAGACGAGCCUUCACGGCCGCUCCGUCGGAGCUGUCAUUACCUUUGUGGCCUUCGUGUCUUGGUACCUAUGGCAGCGUCGCUUUAUUCUGGCUUGUUAUCUGGUUUUAUGUCUUAUGACAAUCCAGAACUAACUUGGCUACCCAAAAUUUAAUAACGUAAUGUAAAUUUAAAUUUAAAUUCACUUUCUUAUAGUAAUAGUCUUUAAAAUAAACCAACAAUUGAAUAAACUCUUGGCAAUAAUAAACAAACCUCAAAAUCAUUCAAUUCAUAUCAGUGACUUCAUACUUGUACUUUUCCAAUUCAUUAAAAAUAUCACUAAGUUAUGUAAAUACUUUUACAUAAAACAUUUAAUAUAUAUAUUUUAGAGUCUUGAUAAAGAUCCACUUUUGGAUCGAUCAAAUGAACCUAACCUAAGAACAACUCUAGCGUUAUAUGUAUUUCAAGGUUGAAAAAUAUAAAGAAGCUUUAAUGAUUAUUUAAAUAUAUAAAAUAUAAUUAUAUAAACAUUUAAAAUUUGGUCGUAAUUAAUUAAAUUCUCGUUAAUGAUUUGCCAUAAUUUAUCAACAUUGUUUUUGUUUAAAAUUUCUUUUAUAUUUUGCUGGCAAAUUAAGUUAUGCAGUUAUACCUAGGCAAAGUCCAACAUUAAUCUCAGUGUUAAAAAAUUUAGCAAGCAAUCUUGGAAUUAUUCUGCGGUAGUUAUAAAAUAUUAAUAUCAUACUGUCAAUAAUCUAUGAACAAAUAUGAGUCAUGUGUACGAUAGAAGAAAAGCAAAUUAAAUUUACAGAUAAACUAAGCGUAUUAAAAAUAAAAAUAAAAUAACGGAACAUAAAUAGAAGCAGGGUAAAAUUAGGGUUUUUGUGUGAUAAGCUAUUUACAUGUUAACAUGUUAUACAGGGAUGCUUAUACCGUACAUAUGUUACACUUGGAAUUGAAUAAUAGUUGAUCUUAAACAUUUAUAAAAGUUGGUGAUGCAUUUUUUGGUACAGUUACAUCUUUGAACCCUCGCCUUCCAAAUGAAAAAAUGUGUCCACUAAUUGGGGAAGUCAUAUUUCUAUUUUGGGGAUGUCUUCGACUUAAAAAAAAACUCAUUAAAUUUUUGGAUUUAGAAACGUUGAAAACAUUUGAUGAUUUGUUUUUUUGGUGGCUUUCUUGGCUUCUUCAACUUCUCUAAUUAAUACCUCGUACUUCGUAUUUAUUGGUUUUUAUAUACAUAAAUUGUUGUUGUAUAUGUUGCAGUCAAAGUGUACAUUCCAGUCAAUGUAUACAUUUACUAGCCAAUGCAUACAUUCACUUCCCAUUUUAUUGGAACGAACACUUUAACUAGUAACUGCAUGCAUUAACUAGGUAAUGCAUGCAGUUACUAACCAACUGCAGUCAAAGCGUUAUUGAUGAAUUUCAAAAUAAAAUUUAGUUUAGCGAAUAAUUAAAUUAAUUAUUGACUCGAUGAUUAUUGCACUAGAGCUAGUUAUAACAUAAAAAUACAAAAGCAACUAACAUAGAAAGAAAAUAUUUUGAAACACAAACAUAUUUAUAAAUAAGAAAAACGCUUUAUUUAUUUGAACAAUUCAAACUUCCAUGGCAUUUGAAAUUGCACAAUUUUUUUGCUUUAAGGCAUGCACAUCUAUUUGUUGUGCAUUUUGUUUUACAUUGAUAAUUGGUAAUUCAAUGGCAUUGUCUUCAAUAUCAUUUGGCAUUAAUAUAUUUUCGGGACACACGCUAAACUGAGAUCUGGAAUAUAACCCUUUUAAAAUUCCAUUGCGUGUUCCAAUUUGAAAAUAGUCAUCAUCCGUUUUAGUUAAUAAACAUCCCAAUAUUGUACGAGAAUCUCCCCGUCCUCUAUCAACUUCCGGUACCUUAAUUCUUAGUGUCAUUCCUACCUUUUUCAUGCGCUUAGCUUGCUUUUUGUAAAUUUUCUUUUGAUUCUGUGAUUGCACCGUGCAAAUAUCGCACAUUUUAUUACAUUCCGGAUUAAGUAAAAUGUCACAUCUAUCACAUUUUCGUAGGGUCACGGUAGUGUCAAGCGGUAAACAACGCUGUUCCGUGUCAUCUUGAACCACUACCAAGUCCCCGACAUCUUCACUGAAGAUUAUAUCUGAUUCUAGAGCAUCUUCCCACAAUGGUUUCAAGUCGUGGAAUCUCCUAGACACUUUCUUCAUUACCGUUGACAUUUUCAAGAAUUUUUUCCAAAUAUUCUUCACUGUUUAUAUUGUUUAAUACCUCAUGUAGUAAGGAAGAAGAGGUAAGACCGACCUUGGCGGGUUGUCCAAACAUUGCCUCGUAAGGACUUCGCUUUAUACCAGCGUGAAGGGCUCGAUUUUUCAUAAACUGCACAUUAUCCAGUCCUCUACUCCAAUUACUGGUUUGAUUUUUUUGCAUCCAUGCGAUUAAAAUAUUCUCAAUAUCUUGAUUCGCACGCUGCACACUGCCUUGAGACUGGCUGUGGCGUGGCUUCCCAUGAACAAUUUUUAAUUCAGGCCAUAAGCCUUUCAAAUCAGCAAUGACAUGGUUAACAAAUUCUCGGCCAUUGUCCGAUUGCAAAAUAGAUGGUGCCCCAAAUAGUAAAAAAAUCCGAAGGAGUUGAUCAGCAACUUCAUUAGCUGUCUUAUUCUUAAGAGCUCUAAGAAUGUCAAACUUUGUUAAGUGGUCCUGGAAUACCAAUAUAAAUUUAAAUUUAUCAUCUGGCUGUGAUUGGAAGAUAAUUAAAUCUACUUGACAUCUUGAAUUAAAAUGGGAACACACCAUUGGCUUAACCACCAAGCCUUUCUUUUCAUUCGCCCUUUUUUUAAAGCACACGUAACAAUUAUUUAAAAAUGUUUGAAUAUCUUGUGCUGUUAUAUUUUUAAAGCGAAGGUUAAGUUCCUUUUUCAUUCUGUCUCGUCCACCAUGUCCAAUUGAUAAAUGAUUUCAUAUGAAACUUCAAACAAUUCUUCAACAGUAAUAUAAUACAGCACUUUUUCAUUUGAUAUUGGUGCAAUUAGUUUAUCCACAUUACAUACAUACACUAUAUCAUAAUGUUUUAGUAACCAGAAGUGACAAUUUUCUUUUUUCUGAGCAGAUUUGGCGGAUUUAACAUCAUUUAUUAGUUUUGAAAUAUCUUUCCGCAGUCAUACGAAAGCCGUUAGCUUUUUUUGGAGUAUUGUUAAUAUAUUUGCAGAAUUUAUCUUUCAUCGCUUCUUUAUCCAUUUUAUAUUUAUGACUAAAAAAAUAAUUAAUAAUUAAUUAGUCUGGACACAUACAAUUUAAACAAUUCACUUACCAAGAAUCUCAAACGGAAAAACAAACAGCAAACGGUGCAGCACGAAUAAAGAGGUUAGGUUUUAGGUUUCCCGGUAAAUUUAACCCACUUCUCGCUUUGACUAGAAGCAGUUCGUGAAUGCAUACAUCGACUAGCAAAUGUGUUCAUUUCGGUUAAAAUAAAUAUAUUAACUACGGAGUUUAGCAAAUGUAUGCGUUGGCUAGUAAAUGUAUACAUUUUCUAAAUGAAUGCUUUGACUGCAACAUAUACAUAAUUGUUCGACGUCAAAUAAAACUUCCCUCUAAACGUCAGCCGAGACUUAAGUUCGGUAGUUAUAAUUUAGGUCUAAAAGUAUACUAGAUUGUUUUCGUUUUUUUGUGAACUUUUCUUCUCUUGAAUCCAAAAUUGCUUAAUUAUUGAAAUAUUGUUUUUGCUCUAAUGUAACUUUUUGACACCGAGGACCAUUAUUUUAAGUCAAAUUCAAUUAAAUGCGAUUUUUACCAUAAUUUUAGUAUCCCGAUUUUCUAUGAACAAAACUGUAUAUCCCAAAAGUCGCAAUUCUUGACAGUGGCAAAAUUUUCUGCAUAUUUUUUUUAUAUUAUUUAAGAUACCAUCCUUUGCUAACUAUAUUCUGUGCAGCAAGAGGCAUUUCCAAAUUGAUAACACUUUUUUACUUCUACCGGGAUUCGUACAACAUAGUUUUAAAGAGGAAAAAAGAGGACGCCUCUUACAUUUUUCUCAAUAAAUAUUUUCGAGACAGACUUCUGCAUAAAAAUUACGUUUAGGUUUUUCUUAUCUGAUUCACAGUUCUUCAUUAAAAUAGUUAAAUUAAAAGUGCAACUUUUCGCACCAAUGACUAACACAGAAAACUUCAUGUGAGGUGGAUUAAACUUAUUAUUUUUUUACUAAUAGUAAUUGAAUUAUUAUAAAAAAAUGUUGGAAAUGGAAAUCUUCACUUCACACGCUCGCAUUGAUUUCUGCACUCGUUCGAUUUUUUUUACGAUACGCUUUUAAGGUGACCUCGUAAAAACAAAUCUAAACUAUUGACACCAGGGGAUACGUAAGAUUCAGAUUAGGUCUGUCCUUUACUGCUACCAAAAAAAUCUAUUGUGACUCUCUUCAUAUAAAGUUUUAUAUAGGUUCACCUCCCUCAUAGGCUCCGCAGUUUCGAUAGACAAAAGGGUGAUUUGACAAAUGACGAAACCGUCCAAAGAAAAUCACCUGAAAAAACUCAACAGUCAACCAUUUUUUUUAAAUAUGCUAUUCGAAUCGCUGACGGGCGCCAGUGCUAUAAACAAAAGCCAGUGUUGUGUGCGUGGAAAUGUCGGUUGAUGCACAGAAUAUAUUGACCCAAUUUUGCAAUAUUUAGAAUCGUUUCCUAGAUAAUAUAAAAAAAAUACUCUGUGUAUCUCAAAAGUUUAGAUGUUUAUGAAGAACAGACCAUUAAGGAAUAUCCUGUAUAUAUUUUUUAAAAGGCAACUUAUCAGGGUUCGUUAUCAUAAUUUUCUAUACCAUAGUGUAGUUGUUUUUUCAAUUUGACAAAUUUAUUUUAAAUUCUUGUCUGACUAACCCGCUCGUUACAAUGGCAUUGUCUAAAAAUCGGCAGCCAUAAUACACAAAGCUUAAAUUCCCUGAAAAAAUAUGAAAUGAAACCCUCUCUUUCGAGGAUAGAAUGCAGGAUUCUUGCCUACCCGGGGAACCUUGAAAUACACAAACAUCACAAACUGAUUAUUAACAUUUUUUUUUAAUUCUUUAAAGGACCAAAGGAAAGGAGGGUAUUUUUCAAUUUAAUUUAAUUAACAUUAAAUGUUAUUCAAAUAUUUCGUUUUUAAGGUGACAAUUUAAGGCACUAAUUUUAGUUCAAAGAGUAUACUUACCCAUAAUUUUAAAUGUGACAACUAUGUGUCAGGUGCAUAACUAUUAUUUCACGACGACAAUUACCAUCAACUACCAACGAAUAGAUAAAUUUUGACACGAGAGUUGUUAAUGUGCCAUUUAAACGUUUCUUUCGAAGAUCUUUUCUGAAUAUUGUGUUUUUUUAGUAAAUCUGCAAUUGACUGCUGAAACAGCGCCAUCUUAAUAUGAAAUAAAUGGGUAAAACGCAUCCGCACAUCCACUUUCAAAUGUUCAAAACCAACAAUGGAUUAUGAGCAGAAUACUUAAAUUUCUUGUAAUUAAGUUUUAUAAACCGAUUCAUUUGUUUUCAUUGCGUUGAAAAAAAGUUCUUAGUUGAUGCCAAAUAACCAACUUUGUUAAACGACGCAGGUUAGAUAAAGUCGACCCUAAAUGUAUGCUGCAAAAGUAUUGAGUCGAUCACAUACAUAGUAGUAAAUUAAUUGUAAAAAAAAAUCGUUUAAAGUAUAGUUUUUAUAUUUUGACCCUGAUUAGCAAAAUGUCUAAUUUAUGAAGUAGUAUGAAUCAUUUGUUAGAACGAUUACCCCGGCAGCAUUUGUUUUUCUCUCAGGACCUAAACGUAAUACUUAUCUAAGUGAAUCGACCAAAAUGAGCAACCUAUCCUGUUGUUUAUAUAUUACAAAAUAUUCUCCUAUUAUAUAAAUAUUUUUGUUACAUUUUAAAGAUGUUGUGAUAUGGAAACGAUUGUGUGAGAAUCUGUAUGUGAUUUUAAGUGUUUAAAACACUCUAAAAUUGUUUUAUUUACUAAUUUCUACCGUAUUUUAAAUACAAUACGAGGCCGCCAUUUCGUUAACUCAAUAUCAUAUUGAGAUCAGUGUUGUUUCAAAACAACCCUUUUUCUAAUACUAAUUUAAAUUUUCAAUUUAUCUUUAUGUUUAUUGAUAACGAUUCUGGACAAUUCUCUUUGUAACAGGUUAAAAACCCGUUUUGUUGAUAUUUUGUUCAAUCUUUUGGUGUAUACCCAUUUUGUUAAUUUUUUGUUUAGUUUUUGUGUUCAUGUGAAUAUCUUGCUUACCGAGGUGUCUUUUUAAAUUAAAUGUUGCUUACAACUUUGGGAUUUUCAUUGUUAACUUUACUAUAAAGUUUAUAUUUUAAUUUUAUUUGCGUUGCUUUGCUUCAAAUAAAAUAUAUUAUUUCUAGGAUGUGUUUUUUUUUCACCGUUAAU
Cylas formicarius (sweet potato weevil) is the source of this 12154-nucleotide messenger RNA. RefSeq names its product protein bric-a-brac 1 (gene fru). The transcript is spliced from 4 exons. The coding region runs from base 3212 to 4627 and encodes 471 amino acids. Gene Ontology annotation, molecular function: protein binding. Gene Ontology annotation, cellular component: nucleus. The record is from RefSeq and is a predicted model, not a curated record. Lineage: Eukaryota; Metazoa; Arthropoda; Insecta; Coleoptera; Brentidae. Gene Ontology annotation, biological process: regulation of transcription by RNA polymerase II.